Erpetoichthys calabaricus (reedfish) is the source of this 1319-nucleotide messenger RNA. RefSeq names its product olfactory receptor class A-like protein 1. Gene Ontology annotation, molecular function: pheromone receptor activity. Gene Ontology annotation, biological process: G protein-coupled receptor signaling pathway. The transcript has a single exon. The record is from RefSeq and is a predicted model, not a curated record. Gene Ontology annotation, cellular component: membrane. The coding region runs from base 4 to 960 and encodes 318 amino acids. NCBI's taxonomy places the organism in Eukaryota, Metazoa, Chordata, Cladistia, Polypteriformes, Polypteridae.
ACUAUGGACACCAGAUCGAUCAUCAAAGCUUCAGCAUUCCUCAUCUUGACGCUGAUCAGCACUCCAUCCAACCUCGCCAUCUGCUGUGCUUUCCUAGAUAUGCUGCUAACCGAUGGCAAACUCAUGGCCACCGAUGUCAUCCUCUUCCACCUAGCCUUAGCCAACCUGAUGGUGGCGUUGUCUCGUAGUGUUCCUCAGACGCUGACUGCAUUUGGGUGCACUAGUUUAUUUGAUGAUUUAGGUUGCAAAGUUAUCGUCUUCUGCUUUCGCCUUUACCGUGGCCUUUCCAUAAGCCUCACCUGUCUACUGAGUGUAUACCAAGCUGUCAUCAUUACCCCUGCCAUCACCAAGCUAGCAGGGCUGAAAACUGGAUUGUCAAGGUGUCUGCUGCCCUUAAUCAUAUUUCUUUAUGCCUUUUGCAGUGCUACAAGUGUGCCCACAAUUCUUUUUGCUGUCUCUAAACUGAUAAAUAACACUGUGCCACCUUAUACAUUGAAUUUGGAAUUUUGCUUUGUUCCAUAUCCUGAUGCAGCCUCCUAUGUCUCAGCAGGCCUCAUAAAUUUCUUUAGAGAUUUUGUGUUCAUCUUAGUGAUGACCAUGAUGAGUGUUUAUAUUCUGAUACUUCUCUACCAACAUGGCAAAAAAGUCAAAAGCAUCAGGAGCUCCCGUCGAGGUCAGUCAGAUGCAAGACCAGAAACCAAAGCAUCCCAAGCGGUGGUCAUCUUGGUCAUCCUCUAUGUCAUUUUCUUUGGAGUUGACAAUAUCAUCUGGCUGUACUCACUAUCUGUGUUUAGGUUGGCAACACUCAUUAAUGACAUCCGGGUCUUCUUUGCCACCCUUUACACUUCGGUGUGUCCAGUUGUUGUCAUUGCUACCAAUCCAAAGGUCAAAGCAAAGCUGAAGAGGUUCUACUUGAAGAGACUCCCUAAUUCAGUGAAGACCAUUAAUCCUACUGUAUAAGGGCAAGGCUCAUAUAAGAUGAAUGACUAAAUGAGAUGCCUACUAUAUCUUUAUUUUGUGGCUGUUACAUACUCAAUGAUAAACUAAAUGAAAUGAGAAAUGGCGUAGGAGGCAAGACUUAAAAGCCUGUCCUGUAGAUGGCCAACAUCUCACAACAGAACUGCCCAGCAGAUUGAGACAAGGAUCACAGCCCAGGACUGCUGGCCAUUACAGGCCUGGCUUGAUGGACUGAGUGCUCUUCUCUUCUUGGUCAAAUGUCCUAUGUUCUUAUGAAGGCCCAAGUUUUAAGAGCAGGCAGUCACAGCCCAAGCCAAAUUUGAAUGUAAUAAACUAGCAGCAAAUGGAAUGACAUUAUAAAG